GUCACUUGUCCAGUGUGAUACCAACAACAUCAACAUGAAAUUCUUGAUCGUAGUCGCCCUUACCAUCGCAGCGAUCGCUGCUGAUGAAGCUAAGAAGACCGAGAAGCGUGGCCUCUCCGGGCUCGGCUAUGGUAUCGGCUCCGGCCUUGGUUACGGUGGACACGGCGUCGGCUACGGUUCUGGUUAUGGUGGUCUUGGCUAUGGAGGAUACGGCGGAUACGGUGGAUACGUUGCGGCACCAGUAGCUGUCAGCAAGGUUUCGUACACCACUUCCCACGGCGGUUACGGCGGUCUGGGCGGAUACGGAAGUUAUGGCGGAUAUGGUGGAUACGGACACAGCGGUCUUGGCGGAUACUCUGGUCUCGGUGGAUACUCCGGUCUUGGUGGAUACGGAGGCUACAGCGGUGGUCACGGUGGAUACUACAGCGCUCCCGUCGUCAGCGGAUACGGCGGCUACUCCGGUUACUCCGGCUACGGACAUGGCAUCGGCGGAUACGGCGGACACGGCGGACUCGGCUACUACGGACACCACUAAGCCCAGGGCGUCUGUGCAAAUACAAUAUGUGUUCAUAGAUCAAAUACUCGAAAUUACGUAAGGUCAUUGAUUUGUACUUUUUAAACUUAUUUAGAGAGCUUACUAUGACAAUCUGUUACGUAGAACUCCGCUCACAAACUAGAGUUAUAUUUAUGUGAUACUUUUACAACGAUUUUUGAUAAUUGUACAUAUGUAAUAAACUUAUAUAUU
Molecule: messenger RNA, 745 nt
Organism: Vanessa atalanta (red admiral)
Lineage: Eukaryota; Metazoa; Arthropoda; Insecta; Lepidoptera; Nymphalidae
Gene: CPG6
Product: keratin-associated protein 19-2-like
Exons: 4
Coding region: 35-535 (166 amino acids)
Source: RefSeq, a predicted model, not a curated record